Cyphellophora europaea CBS 101466 is the source of this 552-nucleotide messenger RNA. RefSeq names its product S-(hydroxymethyl)glutathione synthase. The coding region runs from base 1 to 552 and encodes 183 amino acids. The record is from RefSeq and is a predicted model, not a curated record. The transcript has a single exon. NCBI's taxonomy places the organism in Eukaryota, Fungi, Ascomycota, Eurotiomycetes, Chaetothyriales, Cyphellophoraceae. Gene Ontology annotation, biological process: formaldehyde catabolic process. Gene Ontology annotation, molecular function: S-(hydroxymethyl)glutathione synthase activity; zinc ion binding.
AUGGCACCAUCUUUGCAUCCUCUCAUCGACAACGGCUUGACCAAGGGAAGCAGCAGCCACCCAGGAGGUACACUGAAGUGCCAGUGUGGUUCCAACAAAGUUGAAGUCUCCAUCAAGGGCGACGUCCUCCACAACCAUGCGUGCGGCUGCUCCAAGUGCUGGAAGCCCAAAGGAGCACUCUUCUCUGUCGUUGGCGUUGUCCCGGUCGACAACCUCAAGGUUACUGCCAACGAGAAGAAGCUGAAGAUCGUGGACGAGAGCGCCACCAUCCAGCGCCACGCCUGCCAGGAAUGCGGCGUCCAUCUCUUCGGACGUAUCGAGAAGGACCACCCCUUCAAGGGUCUCGACUUCGUCCACGUCGAGCUAUCGGACGAGAAGGGCUGGCAGGAGCCCCAGUUUGCCGCAUUCGUGUCCAGCAUCAUCGAGCAAGGUUUCGAUCCCAAAGGUAUGGAUGAGGUGCGCGGGAAGUUCAAGUCAGUCGGGCUAGAGAGCUACGACUGUCUGUCACCGGCCUUGAUGGAUGCCAUCGCCACCUACACCGCUCAACACUAG